UUCUGAUUACUGGAAGCUUAUAUGCUUUGGAUUGUUUUGUUGUGCUAUGCCGGAUUUCUUGUGUAUUGGCAUUCUGUUCAUUAUUAUGCAUGAUCUGGUAAAUGACUUGGCCCCGAGUUGUGUCUGGUACUUUAUAAGCUUGACUUUAAAUUGUCAUUCUUCCGCGACUUGUAGGAGUUGCUUGAAUUAAUUGGCUUACUAAGGCAUCUUCGUCAAAGCAUUUGGAACAAAAGUUAGAAGGGCCACAUUUCUAACCAUAUUUUUUACAUUCAUGACUCGAGCACGCAAUGUCAUGGUUGCUACUGGUUUAGUUGCUUUCGCUGCAGCUGGCUUGGCAUUUCCCUUCUACAUGGCGUCGUCAAGGCAGCCUGAUGAUCCAUCAAAGCCGUUACCACCACGCACAUUUCGAGGCCCUUACAUAAACACUGGUUCGCGUGACGUUGGGCCUGAUCAUCAAACUUAUACAAAGAAAUAAAGCAGUUUGUGAAUGUUGCAUU
Messenger RNA from Neltuma alba, 497 nucleotides. RefSeq lists its product as uncharacterized. NCBI's taxonomy places the organism in Eukaryota, Viridiplantae, Streptophyta, Magnoliopsida, Fabales, Fabaceae. The record is from RefSeq and is a predicted model, not a curated record.